CUUUUUCAAUUCUCUGUUGAAAGAAGCAAUCGUGCAAAAAAAAAAAAAAAAGUGAUGGUCUCUGAAACCUGAAAUGUGCAACCAACAUUCUGUCCUUCACACGUUAGGAAGCUGUCAGCCAAGCCGCACAUGGCAACCACUAAGGGGGACCAAGAUCUAGUCAAACUCCUCCUCGAACGCUGGAGCGACCUGAAAUCUGGUCUUGACAAGGUCACGGAGAUGCAGUACGACGUCUUUCUGUCCUUCCCAGAUCCAGAGAGACCCAACAAGGUGGCUGUGGUGGAUAACAACACUCAGCUGUUUACGUCCAGAGAAACUGAGGAAAAACUCACGCCGGAUCAAGAAGAUCCAAAUAUCGUAAAGCCCUAUGCAGCUUUCGGACCCCCAGGGACCGCCGAGGGGAAACUGGUCUAUGCCAACCAAGGAAAAACGAGCGAUUAUGAAUUCCUUCUUAGUCAAAAUAUCGAGCUCAAUGGCACCAUUGCCAUCACUCGCUACGGUGGAGCCGGCAGAGUUGCGAAGGUAAUCUUGUAA
Molecule: messenger RNA, 534 nt
Organism: Pantherophis guttatus
Lineage: Eukaryota; Metazoa; Chordata; Lepidosauria; Squamata; Colubridae
Source: RefSeq, a predicted model, not a curated record